This is a messenger RNA of Trichomonas vaginalis G3, 4983 nucleotides long. RefSeq names its product antigen BSP-related family. Lineage: Eukaryota; Parabasalia; Trichomonadida; Trichomonadidae. The record is from RefSeq and is a predicted model, not a curated record. The coding region runs from base 1 to 4983 and encodes 1660 amino acids. The transcript has a single exon.
AUGAUCUUUUUCCUUUUUUUCUCACCUUUCGUUAAUUCGGAAUCGAACGUUAAGGUGACAUUCAACGAUGUUGUUUUCCUAUGCUCCAAAAGAGAGAAAAAUCUAAGCAUAGAGAACAACAACGUUGAUUUACCAGCAAUUGAUACAAAUUUCAACGGUUCCAUCCACCUCGACGGCUUCAAAUCAAUCAACGACGAAGUGUACACAGUCACUAACAUUGGCCAAGGCGCUUUUGCUAAGACAAACGUCGUAAGUGUUACAUUACCAGAUACGAUCAUAGAAAUAGGUGCUGGAGCAUUUGCGUAUAUGAAUCGGUGUAUGUUUGUCGAUCUGGAGAACACUAAAAUUACGAAAUUAAGCGAUAAAAUUUUUUACAAUUCAUCGAUAACUGAGGUGAAACUACCCAAUACGCUUAUAUCAAUAGGGGAGAAAUCAUUUGAGAAGAGUUCUAUCAUCAAUAUCUCCUUCCUUCCAAGCUUUCUCAGCAUUGGAAGAGCUGCAUUUAGAAAUUGUCGAAAUUUACAGAACAUUGACUUAAUAUCUACCGGAAUUACAACUAUACCAGCCGAAUGCUUCGCAUUUUCAUCAAUAACAAACCUUAUUUUACCAGAAAAUUUAAUAUCAAUCUCAGAUCACGCUUUUUUCAACUCCUCGUUAGUCACAAUCUCAUUUCCAGACAAGCUCAGCGAGAUCCAAGAGUUUUCGUUCGCUAAUUGUGAGAAUUUAACGACAAUCGACAUUUCCGAGACAAAAGUGAACGUAAUUUCCAAAAGUACAUACGAGAACUGUACGAAACUACAGCGAAUACGCACAUCCCUACUACUUACAAGCAUCUGCGAGCGUUCUUUUUACAAUUCCGGAUUAUUAUCAUUCACAGCCAUGCAAAGUGUGAACAAAAUCAAGACAUCAGCAUUCGAACAUUGUACUGAGAUGAUAAAAAUCGAUCUUACGCGUUGUAAUUUGUCAGUUUUGGAAGAUUAUGUUUUUUCAUCAUGUUACAAGCUUUCUUCCAUCAAACUGUCACCAAACUUGUACUCAAUAGGUGUUGGUGCAUUCCAAAACACUCAAAUCAGCAGUUUUGAAGCAAAAUUUAAUUUAUAUGAUAUUCAAUCAUCGGCGUUUGAGAAUUGUACAUCGAUAACCAAAGUUUCCUUGGAGGAAUCAUCACUUUCAUCCAUAAACGAACGAACUUUCUUCAACUGUUCCGCAUUAAAAAUAAUAAUUUUGUCAAAAACCAUCAAAACAAUAUGUAACGAAGCAUUCCGGUCCUCAGGGUUAGAAUCAUUUGCAUCAGACACGGUCGAAAAGCUCGGAAUUGGUGUUUUCACAGAUUGUGAUUGUUUGCAACUUGUUUCAUUGACAUCUGUCCAUGAAAUCCCCAACUACAUGUUCCAGUGGUGUCCGGCGUUGACGAAACUCGAAGUUUCCGGCGAAAUCAGGAAAAUCGGAAAUUUAGCAUUUUCUUUCUGUUUCGAUUUGAAGGAGAUAGACCUAUCUAAGACACGUAUAGAGACAAUUGGUGACUCUGCCUUCGCGUUUACUAGUUCUUUGGAAAAGAUUUUGUUCCCUGACAGUUUAAUUUCACUUGGAACAUGUUGUUUCUUCGAAAGCUCCAUAAAAAAUAUAAAAACACCAAAUCUUUUAUACAUCGGUCUCGCUUGUUUCCAAGAUUCGGAAAUUUCAGAAAUUUUUUUACAAAAAGUGACAAAAAUUACAAAAAAUUGUUUCAAACACAGUAAAUUGAGAAAGAUCACGAUAAACAGUGCUAAAACAAUAGAGGAUGGUGCAUUUCAAGACACAUUGAUAGAAGAAAUAGAGUUGCCUGAUGAAAUUGAAGAAAUUGGAAAUUUUUCUUUUGCAAAUUCUUCUUUGAAAAAUAUAAAUCUCGAAAAAACUCUACUUAGAAGUCUCAGGAAAUCUCUUUUUGUCAAUGCAAGUGAACUAACAAAAGUAACACUGCCUGAUAGUAUAUCCGUAAUAGAGGACAACUGUUUCGAGAACUGUUUGAAGUUGGAAGAAAUAAAUUUGCAAAAAACAAAUUUGAAAUUUUUGAAAAAUGAUGUUUUCGUAAAUUGCCAAAAUUUGAAAUCGAUAGAACUCCCAAAGACUGUUUUGGAAAUAGGAGAAAGAUGCUUCUCUAGAACAGCUAUCGAGUACUUCUCUUUCGAUAAAUAUCUCCACAGAAUUGGUGAUUUUUGUUUCGCAAAUAACGAAUUUUUGACAAAAAUUGACAUGUAUAAUACAAAUUUGACAUUUUUAGGGAAAGAAUUGUUUGUUUAUGAUUGGAAUUUGAAAGAAAUAUACUUGCCGAAAAGAAUUAGUAAGCUGGAAUUCGGUUGUUUCUCUUUUUCAGGGUUGAAUCAAAUAAUUCUUCCGGAAUCUUUAAAAAUAGUGUCUGAAAAAUUGUUUUUCAGUUCACUUUUGACUUAUGCUGAUUUAAGCCGCACUAAUUUGGAUAGUUUGAAUUACCAGAUGUUUUAUAAUUGUACUUUGUUGAAAAGUGUAAAAUUGCCACAAACCGUUUUAGAAAUCGGUUUCGAAUGUUUCAAAAACUGUUCUAGUUUGUCCAAGAUAAACAUGAACUCCAAAAUUUAUAAAAUUUCUCAGGGAAGUUUCAGUUUCUGCCAAAGUUUGACAAAAUUUGACAUUUCUCAAACAAAUGUCAAAGAAUUGUCAAAAGAAGUGUUUCUGAAUACUCCCCUCAAUAAAAUAGAAUUGCCCAUUCAUUUGACAACAAUAAACGACAGGUGUUUUUCAGGUACGAAUUUGACAGAGUUCAUUGCGUCGGAAAACAUUUCUUUCAUUGGAGAAAAGUCGUUUUCUAAUUGUCAAAAUUUGAAAAUAAUUGAUUUGUCAAAAUGUGACAUUUCUAUUGUUCCGAGUGGUUUUGUAUUUAACUGCUCAAGUUUAAGCGAAUUCAAACUAUCGAACAACACAAAUUGUUUGGGAGAUUUCGCUUUCAGUAAUUGCGUUUUCAAGAAACACAAAUUUGGAGAAAAAAUUUUUGAAAUCAAAAAUUACUGUUUUUCUAGUUCUCCUUCUGUGGAAGAAAUCGAUCUCUCGCAGACGAAAAUAACAAAAAUAGAAGAAGGAACAUUUUAUAACUGUAUAAGUUUGUCAAGAAUUUUGUUGCCAAAUACUGUUUUUUCGUUUGGAAAUUUCGCUUUUACUCAAACAGCUUUGACAGAAAUUAAAUUUGUCAAAACGGUUUUUUCGGUUGGAAUCAGUUUAUUUGAAAAUUGCAGUCUUCUGGAAACAGUUGAUUUAAGUGAAACAAAGUUGACAUUUUUGAGUAAUUCGAUGUUUUACAACUGCGUAAAACUCACAAAAAUAAAAUUGUCACCUUUUUGUCGUCACUUUUCAAGACAAUGUCUUUCUAACACAUUUAUUUCUGAGAUAAAAAUCCCAGAAAACUGUGUUUUGGAAGAUAACGUAUUUUACGGUUGUAAACGGUUAGAAGCGGUUAUAAUUUCUAAUUUGAAUCAAUCGAAAAUUCCAAAUUUCCUGUUUCAUGGAACACUGAUAAAAACGAUUAAAUUCCCCUCAAAUAUCAUUUCAAUUGGCUGUCAAAGUUUAUCAGAGACGAAAAUCACAGAGUUCAUUGCAUCUAGUAGUUUAACAGAGAUUGGUGAGUUUUGUUUUGAAGAUUGCAGUUGUUUGAAAACAGUUGAUUUGCAAUCGACGAAAAUAGAGAAAUUGCCGCAAGGAUUAUUUUAUAAUUGCACGAAAAUAGAGAAAAUAAAACUCCCUGAAAACUUGAGAUCAAUAGGAAUCUCCUGUUUCGCUUUCUCUGGUAUAAAAUACUUCUACGGAACAAAAUUUUUGGAUGUAAUUCAAACCGCCGCUUUCAAAAAUUCUGACAUAAGUGAAGUGAACUUAAAUGAAUGUCCGAUUACAACUAUAAGUUCUGAGUGCUUCAUGAACACUUUUAAUUUGAAGAGCUUUAGUUAUCAGUACAUCGAAAUUUUCGAAGAAAAAUGUUUCAUGAAUUCGAAAAUUGAAAAGUUUACAUUUCAAAAAGGAUUAGUUACUUUAAAUCCAUUUUGUUUCUCGUGUUGUAUCAAUUUAGUUGAUAUAGAUUUGAGCUUGACAAGUUUAACUACUAUUUCUACAAGUUUGUUUGAAAAUUCAACAGGUUUAUUUUCAGUAAUUUUACCUGAAAAACUUCAAAAAAUUGACCAAAAAAGUUUUUAUAAUACUUCACUUAAAAAAGUGACAAUUCCAAGUAGUGUCACUUUCCUUGGAAGUUAUUCAUUUUCAAAUAACGACAAAAUUGAAGAAUUUGAUUGUUCUUUGUGUACUGAUGUUACAAUUAACGAUGGAUGUUUUAGUAAUUGUAAUUUAUUAAAACAAAUAAAUAUUCCUUCGAUAAAAUUCAUUGGAAACUUUGUUUUCGAAGGAACAAGUGUUUCGAAAGUUUCUUUGCCGAGUAGUUUGACAAAUAUAGGAAAAGGAAUUUACAAAAACUGUAAAUCCCUCGAAGAAGUUGAUAUUUAUCUUUUGAAAUUGACAGAAUUGACAUCGGAAUUAUUCAGCGGAUGUACGAAUUUGAAACAUGUUUCUUUGCCGUUUAAUGUGAGAAAAAUAGCUAAGGAUUGUUUCUUCGAUUGCAGGAAUAUAAAGAAAAUAAGAUAUUGCGGUGGUUCUGCUGUUAUUGGAGAUUUUAUUCUCCCUGAAGGAACUGUUGUUUUCGUUUCUGAAUCGUAUCCAAGCGAUUUGUUUGGAGGAUUCCCUGUGAUAAAGAGCUCGAAAUGCAAUGAUUGGAACGCAUUUGCUAAUAAACAACAGAAACCAAAUAUGUUCUUGGUGAUUUUCUUGUCUGUUUCGUCGAUUUUCUGUGGAAUCUUCGUUGUUUUGUUGGUGGCAAAAAUUGCUGGAUUGAAGAUUUCUUUGAUUGUUGAGGCAAGAAACCACGACACAGACAGAUUGAUUGAUAGAAAUGGUUCUAGCAUGUCUUACCCUGAAGAAGAAGAGUUCUUGUAG